AUGUAUUCUCGUGUUUUGUGUAUCUGUUGGGCGUCAAGAAAUCCGUAUUGAGAACAAGUUUUGUGAAUGAUACGAUGGACGUGGACUCCACAACGCUAUCGUAUAUAAGCAACGCCAACCAUCAGUCGAUGCUCUCUUAUCUUGCCAACAUCACCUCGUCUCUCACCUCGUUACUUGACUACCUGAUCUUCUUCUCUCACUUUAGUUUACGCUUGAGUUUGUUCUUGGUAUCUAGCAUAUCACUAUUGUCCUUGUCUUUUGCCUGUACGUCCUCCAAAAUGCAUUUUACAAGCUUCCUCACUCUUGCCCUCUCGACCCUCGCAGCGGCAAAACCUUACUACGGCCAGUAUGACUGGGCGAACACAACUCUUCCUUCUAACUACACAGGAGCGCCAUGCAAAUCUUCAUCAACGUCUGGAGCAGCUUACCCUACGGGCACAGGCUCACCAUCGAAAACGACAGCACUCCCAGUAUUCACCGGUGCGGCUUUCAAGCCUCAAUCGGAGAUGUUGGGGCUUAUGCUUGCCAUUGGAGGUGGCGUGGUCAUGCUUGCCUAGAUAUUGCGGACUCGACGUUGAUGGAGAUUUGUGCAUAGACAGAGACGAAUUCUCUGGCGUUUUUCUUUUUUGGGGAUCUGGAUGUGGAUCAACGUUGAAUGCUCUGAUUAUAACGGAAAAUUGGGAUAAAGGAUGGGGCCUGCUUGGAUCUGGUUGGUAAUCUUGCGUAGCUUGUGCCCCUCGAUUGAGCUCCCUCUGUAUCCGCACUUUAGUGUAUCUGCAGAGGUUGAAGUCUCCUGGGUUAAGCACCUACACGAAGAUACAUCUCUGGCUGUUCCCUCCGACGGCGUUUUAUUGGAGUUUAGAUAUAUGCAAGGGAAAUGAUACCAUGAGAAAACUAAUGUCGCAAUACGUAGCCAUAAAUGAAUAUAGAGUUCAUAGGAUGUCCAGACAUUUG
Messenger RNA from Verruconis gallopava, 954 nucleotides. RefSeq lists its product as uncharacterized. NCBI's taxonomy places the organism in Eukaryota, Fungi, Ascomycota, Dothideomycetes, Venturiales, Sympoventuriaceae. The transcript has a single exon. The coding region runs from base 75 to 557 and encodes 160 amino acids. The record is from RefSeq and is a predicted model, not a curated record.